AUGAAUUUAAGAGCAGUACUGCAAGGUCUCAUCAUUUUACAUUUAAAUUGGCUAGAUAUAACUGUAAGUCUCUUUCUCUCUUCUUUUCUUUUUCUCUUCUCUCUCUCUCUCUUCUUUUCUCUUUUCUUCUCUCUUUCUUCUUUCCUUUUUCUCUCUUCUUUUCUCUUUCCUUUUUUUUCUCUCUCUUCUUUUAUUCUUUUCUUUUCUUUCUUCUCUCUCUUUUUCUCUCUCUUUCCUUUUUCUUCUCUCUUAUUUUUUUUCUUUUCUUUUAUUUUUCUCUUUUUCCUCUUCUCUCUCUCUUCUUUUCUCUUUCCUUUUUUCUUCUCUCUUAUUUUCUUUUUUUCUUUCUCUCUUUUUCUCUCUUUUUUCUUUUUCUCUCUCCUCUCUGACUCUUUCUUCUUUUCCUUUCUUUUCUCUUUUUCUUUUCUCUUUCUCUCUUCUUUCUUUUUCCUUUUUCUUUCUUAUUUCCUUUCUUUUAUUUUCUUUUCUCUUCUCCUUUCUCUUCUCUUUCUCUUUUUUUCUUUUCUCUUUUCUUUCUCUCUCUUUCUUUUCCUUCUUUUCUCUUCCUUUUCUUCUCUUUUCUUUCCUUUUUUCUUCUCUCUUAUUUCCUUUUUUCUUUUCUUUUUCUCUUCUCUCUUUUUUCUUUUCUCUUUCUCUCUCUUUUCUUUUCUCUUUUUCUUUUUUUUUUUUUUUUCUCUUCUCCCUCUCUUCUCUUUUUCUUUUUUUUCUUUUUUUAAACAAAAUUUUCCUAUCUCUUAA
Molecule: messenger RNA, 759 nt
Organism: Acanthosepion pharaonis
Lineage: Eukaryota; Metazoa; Mollusca; Cephalopoda; Sepiida; Sepiidae
Source: the annotation of a GenBank genome assembly